CUUAAACAAAAUGGCGUCAUGUUCACAGAACGCGAUGUAGAUCUAUGUUUCACAACGUUUCACGAUGUGUAAUUAGGUAAAGAAAACCUUGUCAAAAGAUGAUGAUGAUUUGUCACCUCCCAAAAAGAAGCUCAGAACUAGCUCCAUAACUGAAGCUGAACCUUCUUACAUUGGGGACCAAAGGAUCUGGUCUCAGCAUAUUGGUGAACUGUUUGUACACCUGGAAUUGUCACCAAUAUCUGAUAGAGUACUUUGCUUUACCAUUGAGAAAACUUGGAUUAUGAGGAUUAUGAAACUGCCAGAAAGUACAACAAGAGAGCUUUGGACACAUCAAAUGUGGAAACUCAAAGUGAAGGAGAGUCCAAAAAGCGCAAACAGCUAGUACCCUCAAGAUUUCUGAGUGACACGGAAAUUGACAGUGAAGGUGAAUGUGUGCCCUCUCCUCCUAAAAAACAUCAGUUACGUCAAUGUUAAACACCGGUGAAAAAAACUGGGACCACUACACCAUCCAAUGCUGAUGAAUCCUCACCAUCUCCUGUGCAAGAAUAUGUCAGUGGAAGGACCCCAAGACAGUUGAUUGCCAUUCCUGUUGGAAGAUCACCUUUGAUUACUGUUAAGAAGGACAAACCACCUAACAAUGCCCUUUCAAAGUCUCUUCCUAUUCAAGGUAAAAACGUCUCCCCUCCUGGCAAAUCAAGACCUAAUUGUAAAUUAACGCCUUUAUGGAAAAAUGGAACAUACACAGCAUCAAGAGAAUCACCAUCUCCGGUAAACCCUGGUACAAUGUACACACCCAUCACAGUGAGGACACAAUUGCUUACGCUACGCAGAUCACCACGGUCAAAAACUGUUGAGCAAAGACAUCCAAGCAAUGCUCCAUCAAAUUCUCCUCCAAUUCCAGCUGCUGCCAAUGAACUAACAGAUACCACAAACCUGCCUGAUUUGUUUCAGCAAGUUAUUUCUAAACUUAAUCUCCUGCAACAAGAUGUUGCGGCCAUAAAAUCGCAUCUUAUAGUAACAGUGGAUACACACUAUGGAACUGUGGAAACAUUGCUACCGCAGGGAGAAAAACUCAAUAGCAGCAGAGAGGUGGAGGAGUUCCAAGAAAAUCUGGAUGACUCUUCCCAGAAAAAGCUGGCAAGUACAAGGGUUGAUCCAAAAAUUAUUGCAUUGACUUCCCUGCAAGGUGGAAGCAAUGCAGGAGAAAUUACAAGGGUCAUUAUGAGGUCCAUCAUGACUAACAACUGUAUGAGCCAGUUUAGUGGAUGUGGACAAAAGGGGAAGCGUGCUUUUAUUGGCACCCAGCUGUACAAAAUAGUCUUGUCUGCUGCGCGCAAGGCAUCUAAAAAGUCCAUUCCAUUUGAAACAAUAAAACGAGAAGUUUUAGAUGUGUUGAGGUUGCUCCCAACAAACCUGGAGGAACCAACUAUGUUAAAAAAAAGGAGACGGACGACCAAGAGUUGAUGAUUUUCCGGAGGAAUCGGAUUGAGAAUAACUGAACAUUAUUAUGGCAUAUUAUACCCUACUCAUCAAGUUUACUUCUUGUGUGAUUUUUAGACUCUUUUUAAACAAAAUAUGUCGACCAUUUCAUUUGCAUGCAGUUAGUGUGCAGUUUUGAAACGUAACUUUUAAAAUGUUGCAUAUAAUGUAGGUCUUUUUUAAUAUACAUUUAUUAUACCCCCACUCUGAAGGAGAGGGGGUAUACUGUUUUACCCCUGUCUGUCUGUCCGUGUGAGUGAUCAUUCUGUCUGUAACAAAUUUUCUGUCACAUUUUUCUCAGCAACUAUUAAUCACAGACUUUUCACACAUUGUUUAGCAAGGUCUGCCGUAUUGGUUUUAAUUUCCUGUCAAAUUAUGACUGUUAGUUUUAAGACUUAAAUUUUCGACAAAAUUUUCAUUCUAGAAGUCUGAAAUUGUUACAUUCUUUAUCUAGGCAUGCCUUAUAGUGGAAUUUAUUUUCAAACAAAUCCGACUCCAAUUGACUUUGAAUUUUUGUGUAUUUACACCAAAGCGGGGGCACUGCUAGUAAGCAUUGGCUCACAGAUCACUUGUUUUUAGACAUUUUUUGAUAUAUUCAUGAAUUAACAGUUUGUAAAAGCAUGUCCCCUAAACCUCAUAAGAAAUUUGAGAAGGACACAAUGUUCAGAUGAAGUAAAAAAAAAUGUGCAAAUCAUUUUUUGUGUUAAUUAUGUAAUGCUGUGCAAUGUUGGAUAUGUCAAUUAAACAACUUUUGUUAUUUCUUUUA
Molecule: messenger RNA, 2245 nt
Organism: Magallana angulata
Lineage: Eukaryota; Metazoa; Mollusca; Bivalvia; Ostreida; Ostreidae
Exons: 10
Coding region: 784-1464 (226 amino acids)
Source: RefSeq, a predicted model, not a curated record